Trichosporon asahii var. asahii CBS 2479 is the source of this 1410-nucleotide messenger RNA. RefSeq lists its product as uncharacterized. The record is from RefSeq and is a predicted model, not a curated record. Bases 1 to 1410 code for a protein of 469 amino acids. The transcript is spliced from 2 exons. Lineage: Eukaryota; Fungi; Basidiomycota; Tremellomycetes; Trichosporonales; Trichosporonaceae.
AUGGUGCACGCCAUCCCCCUCCCCCUCGGCUCGCUCUUCUCGCGCAACCGCUUCGACCCGCGGGACUACGAGCGCACGCCUCUGCUCGAGAAGCUCGAGAACAAGCUAGAAGACAAGCUCGAGCGCCUGCGGCCAGAGCAGCAGCGUCUGCGGCGGAAAGCCGUGGUAGCAAAGUUGUGGAUCAUCGAGCGUCUCCAGAGGGCAAAGAACUCGUCCCACGCCGCUCGCGAACGUAUCCGCGAGGCCAGCGGAGGGUUCGCAGACCACCUCAUGUCCGGCUCUCACACCCAGCCCGACAACACCGACUUCAUGCCGACGCGUCCCGAGACGAGGCGCAAGGGCCACGGCAGAGACGACAGCGAGACAGCCGCGAACGAGUGGUGUCUCGGCGCCGAGUUCACGGACACGUACGCGACGUUCCCGCGCCGGCGACUCCGCUCCAACCGCCUGGGGCGAGUGCGAUCGCUCAGCGGGGCGAGCACGGGCAGCGCCGAAUCAAACAUCUGGCAGUAUCGCCCGUACUCGCCCGAAGCGUGGUCGUUCCCGGAGCGGCCCGUGUUCAGUGACGAAAGCCGGGGUCGUGCGCUGUCCACGGGCGAGCGACGGUCCAUUGGUGCCUCGGUGGGAGAGAGCAAGUGGUGCCCACACGACGCUCGCGGACGCAACUCGUUGCACGCCGAGGGCAGUGGCAUCACAGCAGCCAGCCUCAGAGAGGCGCUGUACGGCGCCCCAUGCGCCCGGACGCUGUCGAUGUCGCCCACCUCGCCGCUUGAGCCGCUGGUCGAGCUGGCCGAACUUGCCGAGGUCGACCUCACGGACGCGAGUGACGCCAGCUCGGAGACCGAGAUCCGCACGCCAGCAUCGACGCCUCCGAACUCGGACGGGUAUCUCUCCGAUCCGGCACUGAGCCCCACCAGCCCUUCCAGCUCGACCCUGUCAGACCCAUCCAACCCGUACGCCCUCUCGCCCAAGCAGCGCCGCGCACCUCCUCUUCCACCCCGCCCCUCACGCCUACAGCUCGCCGCCAUCGACACAGCAGUGAUGCCUACCUUGUCUACGCCCUCGGCGCCAUCAACGCCGACAACUGCCGAGAACUUGACGCCGCCCCCGGCGCUGAUUCCUCGGCCCUCGCUGGCGUCGCUCAACUCCGUGAACCUGAGCAGCUCGUUCCCGCUUUCAGACCGUGAGGAGUUUGACGAUGUGCUGAUUUGGUCAGACGGGGAAGGCGAGCACACCCGCUCGCGCCGGCGCUCGGGUGCGCAGAAGCGAGUCCGAUUCGCUGCCGCACCGGGCGUGAUGGAGCAGCACUGCAACGUGUACUCGACGAGCAGCAGCAGUGUAAACCUCGCCGCGCAGCGGAGCACGAGCAGCACGAGCGUCAACCUGCUGUCAGGAGUUAGGGCCAGUUAG